AGCUGAGGAAGACCUUGGGAAAAGUGGUGUGGUCAGGCAGCACGCUCGAGGAGCCAUUCGGGCAGGCUCCAGGUGUUCACCUGCGCCCGUAGUGGUCAUGUAGAAGAGCAGAUUUAAUGUGAAGAUGGGACUGUUGGUGUUUAUGCGUAACCUGCUGCUAGCCCUCUGCCUCUUUCUGGUACUGGGAUUUCUGUACUAUUCUGCUUGGAAGUUGCACCUUCUCAGAUGGGAGGAUUCAAAUUCAGUGGUUCUUUCCUUUGACUCCGUUGGACAUACGAUAGGCUCAGCUUUCCUUGUUGAACAGGAAGGAGAGAGAGAAAAACUGUGGCUAUUGUGCUUCCGCUGUCCAUCCCAUCUCACCCUGCUGCAGACCCAGGAAAAGACAGAGCCCAGAAAGAACCCAAAGAAACAAUGGCAGCUCCAGGCCCAGCCAUUCCUAGUAGAAUAUGACAAAUUGGGCUUUCUCCUGAACCUGGACUCAAAAUUGCCUCCAGAAUUGGCAUCAAAGUAUGCAAAUAUCUCUGAGGGAGUGUGCAAGCCUGGUUAUGCGUCAGCGCUCAUGACUGUCAUCUUCCCAAAGUUCUCGAAGCCGGCACCAAUGUUCUUGGAUGAUUCCUUCAGGAAAUGGGCACGUAUCAGGGACUUUGUACCCCCCUUUGGAAUUAAAGGACAAGAUAAUCUGAUCAAAGCCAUCCUGUCAGCAACCAAAGAUUACCGUCUAACUCCAGCUCUUGACAGUCUCAGCUGCCGGCGAUGUAUUAUUGUGGGAAAUGGUGGAGUACUUGCAAAUAAAUCAUUGGGGUUAAAAAUCGAUGACUAUGAUGUUGUUGUCAGGCUGAACUCCGCUCCAGUGAAGGGCUUUGAAAAAGAUGUGGGUGGCAAGACAACUCUCCGGAUCACAUAUCCUGAAGGUGCAAUCCAGAAAAUGGAGCAGUAUGAGAAGGAUUCCCUGUUUGUUCUGGCAGGAUUCAAAUGGCAGGAUUUCAAGUGGCUGAAAUACAUUGUUUACAAGGAGAAAGUGAGUGCCUCUGAUGGCUUUUGGAAGUCAGUGGCAACUCGUGUCCCAAGAGAACCUCAUGAGAUACGUAUCCUGAAUCCCUACUUCAUCCAGGAGGCAGCUUUCAGCUUCAUCGGGCUGCCUUUCAACAACGGCCUGAUGGGCAGAGGGAACAUCCCCACCUUGGGAAGCGUAGCAAUAACCAUGGCGCUCCACAACUGUGAUGAGGUGGCGGUAGCUGGGUUUGGCUAUGACAUGAGUUCACCCAAUGCACCGCUGCACUACUAUGAGAACAUCAAGAUGUCUGCCAUCAAAGAGUCCUGGACGCACAACAUCCAGCGGGAGAAGGAGUUCCUGCGGAAGCUGGUGAAAGCCCGAGUCAUCACUGACCUAACCAGUGGGAUCUGAGUGGCUGCAGCCACUGCCUCCAAGGGAGGAGACGAAAACACACGCUGCAGCUCUAGGAGCGGGCACUGGCAGCCCCCUGCAAGAAUCCCACCUCACUGAAGACACACAGAGAUGCCCAGGUGCUCUGGGAAGACCCUCUUGCAGUGCCAGUCUGCAUGAGGGUUGCAUCUGCUGCCUCCAGGUCUAGAGCUGGAAGGAGGUGGGCAAGGGGCUGAGUGGGCAGUUGUAGAACUCUGCAUCGCAGACGGAUCUUCUGUGUCCUGAUUUACACAGGAAAGACUCAGGAGAGAGAAGAAAGGUUUGUGAAUAAAACGAUUUGUGCCAAAUGGGAGGUGACGCUGCCCCGAGGCAGCAAUGCCUGAAUGUACAAAGUAUUAUUUUUUAAAAGAAACUCUGCUGGAAUCAUACUAGAAAUACCAAGGUGCAAGGCAUAGUCUGCUUGUGCACAGCCCUGCAAAAAGCCCGGCCUCUCCAUGCUCCAUCUGCGUUGUCACCGGCCUCAGACCUUUCCCCAGGAAAACAAAUCCGUCCAAAACUUUGGUGUCGUUGGUGCUGCUAUAAUUUGAAGGGAGAAUAACGGCUUUCCCUCCUUCUCCACUUGGAGCUUCUGGUUGGAGAUGAGCAUGGGUUUGUUUUUCUGCACUUUUCCUUGCUUCCCACGUAGAGGUGGCAGCAGCAGCCACUUACUCGGCUGCAUUUUCCAUAGCCAUUCGCCCUGCUCUGCCUCUGCCCUGACCCCAAGGUGGAGCGGGGAGCUGGUGGCUUUCUCUGCCUGCAGCAGACCCUCCCCACCUUCCUGCCGGUCAUGGCGCUGAGGAGCCUCGUUGUGCUCAAGGCUUUCAGGCCUCUUGGUUCAUGCCUGCUGUGCAGGGCCCCCGUGGAGUCCACGCAGAUUGGUGUCACUGUUUCUGGACAACAUCUCACUUUAUUUUUGUGUGGGAGAGGAGUAAUUUAUUCUUUGGAAGGAGGUCAGAUCUUGCUCAGAGAUCUGAAGCUUUACAGUUUGAGAGCAGGCCACCGAAGAUGUUUGGUUUAUGUUGCAGAUUCGAUCAUGUUCUCUAUUUAAGCGAUGUGUGGCCUCAGUGAUGAUGGAGCCUGCUGGCACGGGUAGGGGCCUGCUGGGAACCCUCACCCUCUGCUCGGCCCCCUGCUCAUUUCAUUUCCAAGCUCCUCCCGUGCUGCUCCAGCACUGCUGCUGCUCCUGCUCUCAGGAGCACGUCCCUUCCUUUGCCGUUUUGGUCCCAAGAUGCAGUAUUUGCACAUUUGAUUUGUAUACGUAUUUCAGAGGAGCUGGAAUAAACUGAGCAACGUGGCUGAGUGCGAGGACAGCAGGGUCGUCUCCUCCACCUGGAGAGCGUGGGCCCAGAGGGAUUGCCAGGGGAAUGGUUACAGGUGGAAAUCGGCUCCCACACUCUCCUAGCCUGGAUUGGGAUGGUCUGUGCCCACCAUCACUGUCCCAUGCCAAGUCCCUGUGUUUGGAGGCACCAGCCAGUGGAGGGAGGGUCCCGGAGGGGUGCUGCCUGGGCUCACGGUCCUGGCACUGCAUCUGACAUAGGCAGACUGCAAUCCUUGGCCUUGCUCCAAGCUGAAGGGAGAGCGUGGCCCUGACAUGGUCAAGAGAUGCUCAGAGCAGGGCUUGCAUGGUUCCCCUGGGCCACCUUUGCUCCCGCUGACUUGCAGGGGGCUGUGGCUCUGGGGCUGAGACCCCAAAGGGGAUGUGCAGGAGGGGCAGGCAGUGACCCAGGUGUGGGGCAGAGGAGCAAACUGUAUGGAAUGGUUUGAGACCAGGCUGCACCUGCCAGGCAGAGGCAGCUCUCAGGAUGCGGUGCUGGGUGCUGCCCACAGACCAGUGUGGGACAUGCUCCUCAGGAGCCUCUCCUGCUUGGUGCACCCAUAGCCAAUGAGCUCACUCAGGGGCAAGUCCUGUCCACCUGCUGCUUGCCUUAUAGUCUAGGAGCUGCUCAAAGAUCCUGCCUCUUCCAGGCUGCAGAAGACAGAUGCUGGGAGGCUCUCCUUUCCCUUUUCCCUGUCCCUCUGGCCUCCCAGCCAGGUGGUCCCUGCUUCUCUACACGACUGCCCUGGCAGUGCCUCCCAUCAGGAUGCUCUGUAAGGUUUCCAGCAGGUUUUUGAGCAUGUGUUGUGGCAGAUAUGCAUAUGAGUAUUCUACCCCAAUUAGCUUUUCCUGCUCAAGGAGCCUGGGGGACCAGAUUUCCAUGGCUCUUGCCAGGCAACACUCUCUUUGCGGUUCCUGUGUGUCAGCCUGGACCCGGGACUGUUGUCUGUAGACUUCUUGCCAUGGCAGCAGUGGGAGUGCCUGGGCUGGACCUGGCUGAGGUUGUCCCUCUGCCGUGGUGCUUGAACUGGGUCUUUAACCAGCUGCUGUGGGAGCCCUGGGGUGGUGAUGGGCGACAUCUAUAUGCUACAGUUAGAUGAGAUGCCAGAGAGCAGGGUGGCUCUAGCUGGGAGGAGGAAGAGGUGGGUGAAGAGCCUUCAGUGUCUGUACUAGGUUCCUCUCCACCCUCUGGGGGAAGCAUCCCCACGGAGGCUUGUGAUGCCGUUAAUUUGAUUUAGUCCGUUUUAUUGAGCACUACAAAGCUAUGGAGCACCUUUACCUUCCAGCUCACAGGCUCCAGGUCCACGGAGGAAGCGUGGCCCCUGCUCUGCUUUCCCCGGCAGGGAUAGGUCCUGAUGGCAAGAUGUCCCUGCAGACGAGCGAGGUGACUCCAAGCCCUUCCCUCCACCUUGGUGGGGGUCUCCAGGCAGAAAUGCCCAAGCUGAAGAGAUGAGUGCACGGUCCAGGGUGACUCUGGUGGGUCAGGACCUGCAAGUAUAAGGAAAGAGAGGACGGGGAGUUGUUUGGGGGCCAAAGGCCCUAACUCACUCUCCCGUUUGAUGUUGGUGGGACAAGCGCAGCCAUGGAGCAGCCCCGCGGCCGGGCGCUGGGGGUGCGUGCCCCGGGAGCAGGGCGCAGCGCUGGGUUUCGCUCCGGGAUGCUGUUCCUUUGGCUGCCUCCCUGCCUGCACCUGCAGCCACCUCCCGCCCUCCAAAAGGCUGCAGUCCUGCCAGCUCGGAGCGGUGCGCGCGGGUCAGAGCAGGGUCAGUGGGACGGAUGUGAGUCUUGGCCUCUCCCUCGCAGUGACUCACCUUUUCAGCUCGGAAGGGAGAGCCCAGGGGAAUUCUCCACAGCCUAAAUAUAGAGCGGGGUUGCCUGGUGCCUCUGACGCGCCGCGGUGCAGAAAGGCCACUCGGGUGGCAGGGAACCUGCCUAGAGAGAGGCCGGGGAGGUCGAGGAGCCCCGUUCCUCCAACCGGGUUUUGCUCCGGUUGAUGGAGGGAGCGGAUCUGGGGAGCCACAGGGCAGCCAGCGGAUACAGCUCCGGGGGAGAGGGGCUGCCAGAGAGCUGCUGCCACGCUGACCACACCAUGAGCACGGGCUGCUCAUGCACUGGUGCCAUACAGCCCUCCCUGGUGCCCACCACCCCAGCAUCGGGCUCCCUCCACCAGCUUACCUUGUUAUGGCUGGCCAUGCUGUGGCCUCCAGCUCACAUGUACCAAAUGGAGACAGCGCAGUCGGGGAGCAGGAAGUGGCAACAGGAUCCUCUGCAGCCCAGCAUCUCCGAGCUUCCACCAUCUCUGGGCUUCCAGCGUCUGCUUUUCCUGGGAGGGAGCAGCAGGGAAGCCCUACCCCUCCGUGUGGGCACUGCUGGGAGAGGGGGAAGGUGUCAGGACAGGGUUGUCUGUCUGUGUGUGUCAGUCUGGGGCAGGCAGGCUGGGGGUGGGCAGCACCAGGGGUGGGCAAGGGCUUCCAGAGGGCCUGGCAGCGAGGUGGGCGCCAUGGUGAGCUCCAGCAGGACCAGCACGGCACGGGCCAUCGGUACAAGGUGCAUCACACGCAGUGUCAGAGACCUGUCCUUCGGUGCAGGUGACCCAGGCCACUACCCAGCCCCUCUGGGCACCAGCUCCUCGCACAGGGACUCGCUCGAAAGGCCAGUGCACUCGCUGGUACUGUACCAAGCUGAGGUGCAAGAACUCCAUGAGUUUUUAAAAUUAGUUUUAGAUUCUGCAGUUAUUUUUUUUUUUUUUUAAUUUCCCCUCUAGGCAGGGAGGGCAAGAGUCUUGCAGGCUCCUCCAAGCCGGCUUAUGUCACAUCGAUUCAGUCAUAUCACAGAAGCAAUAAAGCUAUCAAACAAGC
Molecule: messenger RNA, 5596 nt
Organism: Calidris pugnax (ruff)
Lineage: Eukaryota; Metazoa; Chordata; Aves; Charadriiformes; Scolopacidae
Gene: ST3GAL3
Product: ST3 beta-galactoside alpha-2,3-sialyltransferase 3
Exons: 13
Coding region: 125-1405 (426 amino acids)
Molecular function (GO): sialyltransferase activity
Source: RefSeq, a predicted model, not a curated record